AUGUAUCCAUGUGAAAGAGCAACAGCGGCGCGACACUGCAGACACGUGGAACCGGCAAAACAGCGGCAAAGCACAGAAUAUGUCUGACAUGGGAAUGGAAGAAAUCCAAGAAAAAUCUCAGCAAGAAGAUAUAGAGGCAACCCCCACUGUGAGUGAAGCUCCAGAUCUUCCAGAGAAGGGCGAUGUCUCUGACCCUGUUCAGGAGCCCAGUAAUCAGGAACAGCUCAACACUGAUGCCAUUAUUGAUGCAGUAAAGCCUGAUUAUGAUGAAAGUGAGCAAGCUCUCGAUCUAAGGGAGGAUGGAUGUCACGCCGAGGAGUAUGGAGGAACCAACAGCAGCAGCUGCCUGCUGGAGAAUGAAAGCUAUGAUGGGGAUCACUUCAACAAUCGACCAACUUCAGCCGAUGGUAUUAGAGCGUCUAAUGGAAAACUGACAUGUGAUAUCUGUGGACUGUCAUGUGUUGGGCCAAAUGUCCUCAUGGUACACAAGCGAAGCCACACUGGUGAGCGUCCAUUUCACUGUAAUCAGUGUGGAGCAUCCUUUACUCAGAAAGGAAAUCUUCUGCGCCACAUAAAACUUCACACUGGCGAAAAGCCCUUCAAAUGCCACCUCUGUAAUUACGCCUGUCGACGCAGAGAUGCUCUGUCAGGUCACCUGCGUACACAUUCCAGUAAGUCGCCUCUCAUUGAUAAGCCCUACAAGUGUAGCUUCUGUGGACGGAGUUAUAAACAGCGCAGCUCCCUUGAAGAGCACAAGGAUCGUUGCCACAGUUACCUGGAGAGUACAGGUGUCUACACUCCAGCAGAGACUGAAGAAGUUCGACAGCACAGCCUGAAGGCAGAGAUGGGAUCCGAGAGAGCUCUGGUCCUGGACAGGCUUGCUAGCAAUGUUGCCAAACGGAAAAGUUCAAUGCCUCAAAAAUUUAUUGGUGAGAAGCAAUUGUGUCUAGGCUACCCUGACCUGCAGUACACCUCAACCCCAUCUUAUGACAAGGAGGGUGAAAUGAUGCAGACCCGUUACAUGGACCAGGCUAUCAAUAAUGCCAUUUCAUACCUGGGGGCAGAAUCAUUGCGACCCCUUGUUCAGACAGCCCCGCCUCCCACGUCAGAGAUGGUGUCUGUCAUCAGCAGCCUUUACCCACUGUCACUCACGCGUUCCGAUGCCCAGAAUGGCCAUACACGAGAAGCAGCCACAGAGAACAGCGGCUCCCAAUUGAAAACAAAGCCCUCUGAAAGAGGGGUGUCCCCCAGCAACAGCUGCCAGGACUCCACAGACACAGAGAGUAACCACGAGGAGCGGCAGAGCCAGGCCUACCUGCAGCAUCAGAUGAUUGCACCCCGAAUAAGAAAUGGGGUCCCCGUCGCCAAAGAGGGUCCCAAACCAUUUGACAUCAUCAAAACAACGGGGGGAUUGGGUCGCGAGAUGUUUAAGGUGAUCACUAACGAGGGCGAACAGGUCAGAGUCUUCAAAUGUGACCACUGUCGAGUGCUGUACCUGGAUUAUGUGAUGUUCACUAUACACAUGGGCUGCCAUGGUUUUCGCGAUCCUUUUGAAUGUAAUGUGUGUGGGUACCGCAGCCAGGACAGAUACGAGUUCUCCUCACAUAUAGCAAGAGGGGAGCACCGUUACUACAGAAAAUGAGCUGCAGAGAUCAUAUUCUAUCCAGGGACCAAAAAAGAACAAAAAUAUUUUUAGACCUCAUGCUUUGCUAUCAUACUUAUCGCUGUAGUUUCUGUGCCUUACUGUGCAUGAAUCUGAAAUCUGUACACCUGCACUUGGGGAAAAGACGUUUCAUUUGUUCAGCAAUAACCAGAAUCACUUGGAGGCAUUACAUUGUAGCAGUAAUGAACUCACCGAGUAACAGAUAAGCAGUAAUGCUAAACACAAGAGUGACUGUACCUUCAGUAAGUGUUAUCCAGGCACAGAGCUGAUUGGACCUGAACAUUGCACAAAAUACCUUCUAAAAGAACAAUGAACCUAACCAAUUAGAACAGUUAAUUUUCAAUAUUCUGUGACUUUCCGUGAAGCAAUAGGCACCAGAUUGAGUUGCCAUCCUCUCAUAAAUCAAUGCUCCUGUGUUAACAGCUGAAGGACAAUGAGGUUAUCCAUCCCACAGUUAAAAUUGUGAGCAAUGUACUUCAUUGCUUCCUCAGGUAUUUAAUCAAGAUCUGCCUGCGCCCCUGUAACCGGAUGUCUUUUGUUCUUUCUGGAAGUUAGUGGAAUUCUGACCUUUCUCACCUCUCUACCAGUUGCUUUGUAACUCUGCUAUCUCUGCAAAGAGUAUUUUUCUCUUGACUCCAUUAACCCAAUCUCUUGGCUUCCACCAGAUGGUUACAACUGUCAAUUCCGACGCUUUCUAUUGUUCAGAACUCAUGUACCAAUCAUGGUAAGAGCUUAUUCCAGUGCCACCUGACACUCAAACACUUGCUACAGUUUGGAGAAAGGUAAUCUCAGAAUUACCUGUCAAAUGGAUGCAUAUCACCAAAUUCUGGCUGCAAGAGGAAGUGUCAUUUAAUUCCAUCCAUGUUGAAGGGAAGAACAGCCCAUAUUCCCACAUUGUAUUGUGCAGUGGAGUGGCAUCAGGCGCUGUAUCCUGCCAUUCAUAGAGAGAAGCAUACCUGAAAAAUAUCAAACCACAGUCAGACAUUUUGUGAUUGCCUUUCUUGUUGCAUUCUUUAUGCUUUUGUAAAUAACAUUGCUUUUAUAUUGUAUAAAGACGGCAGUAUUGGAACAGAACAAAACAGAAGUCUCACAGGUGCCCGUUACAGAGUUGGUGCCUUGUCAGGUUUCAAUUUGUCCCCUUAUUGCUCCAGCUAAAUUGCCAUGAGGACAGCCCCAUGCACUGUGUGCGCAUCAAGCGUGAGCACUCAUUACUAAUUUCUGUAACUACUAGCGGAAUAAUAUUUUGGCACAGACUAGAAGGGCCGAAUGGCCUGUUUUCUGUGCUGUCGUGUUCUAUGGUUCUAUUAGAUAUCCAUUCAUGAAGAGAAUCUAUGUAAUGGUAUAGUUCUGAAUUUGUACAAAUAUUUUAGGAUACCAGCUUCAACAGGCAUCACUAGAAUCUCAUUCUUUACAUUCUAUCCUCAGGGGCGUCAUGUUAAUCUUCGUAUUUCUUUUAUGAAUUUCAUCAUUGUAAUCUUUACACAAUGUUGCUGUAAGAUACUAAGUAUGUAAUUUUAGGCAGCAUGUCUGUGUGUUGCAGGGAAGAUAGGAAUCUCAGGACGUACUGACAAAGCACUUUUAUUUCCCAUUUCCACACAAGUAAAUAGGAAAUGCAGAAAGUGUGCCCUGUAUAAUUGCCUGAUGGUAUUGUUUAGGAGCCACAAUCUAACCUGUGCACAUUCACAGACACUUACAGAUAACAACUACAUUUGAGCAGUGUCACUUUGCAGUAUGACCAAAGUGACACGUGUGGGCUGGCACAGUACCCUCAGCUUACAAGUGAACCCAAGUAUUCCUUUUGUUAAUGUAAAAUUCAGUAUAACACUAGGAAUGGCCUCUUCAGAGUUUAAUGUCCUGCGAUUGGGUAAUCUGGCUUUGGAUUCCCAAUUCUUGCAUUUGGAUCAUUUCUGCUUUAGUUUAUCCUCCUUUCUUGUACACCCUUUCAAGCCUUGCAGACCUGACCAUCUAAUCAUGCAUCUAAUUUCAGCACUGUCAUUCCACAGCCUAUGCCCUGCCGUUGCCCCGGGGAACCCCAGUUACUCUUGCGGUGUUUCUAUACUUGACAAGUUUUACUGGAAGCAUGCAAUUGGAUUCAUCCAGUAAUAUUGCUAGUGGGGAACCCUGAAACCAUUAAUCUCACCUUUGACAGGUUCUGAGCUCACUUACAGUACGAUUUACUGAGAGUACAUCCAACCAAAUAACCUGUUAAGAUUAGAACUUUAGAUAAAUUGUAAAUGUUGAAAGCAUGUUGCUUGAGCUUGCACUGUAGCUCAUAUCAAGCGCAUGGAUUGUACAGUAAAUAAACUUUUUCAGACCUAUCUCAUUUUUUAUACAGACCUAAUGGACUGCAUGAUGCAGGCUGCAAUUACAUGAGCCUAUCCUGUCUAGUCUGAAGCAUAAACUUGUCCUGCUAAUAGAGUUCAUUAACAUAAAUACAUCUCACGAGCAAUAUCUGAUUGUGACAGUUUGUUCACAGUUCUACCGCUUCCAUGGUUCACACCGACAUGGGAUAUAUUGCAUCUCCAACUCAUUAACCCUUCACCUUCUCUAGGCUUUUUUGUCCAUUUAUAACAAAGAACCAAAGGCUCAAAAAAUUAAAAUUGUGGAGAUACACAGCAAUUCUGUCAGCAUCUGAGAAGGAAAAAGUCAAGUUGAUGUGGAGAAUUCUAACCAACAAUCUCAAAUCAGAAUCUUGUGUUUGUCUUUGCUUUCAGAGGUUGAUAGGCGAGCUGUGUUUGAUUUAUUAUUCUGAUAUUGAAGGAUUUUUCACCCUUGAGCAUUCUCUGUUUUGCUUGUGUUGUAGACUGGAGCCUGUCUGCAGAGAGCACAGCUGUCAGAAACAUUUGAUGGAGUGUUGGUGGGAGGAAACAGUGCUGGGCAGGCAGCCUUCUGUAUAGUCCAGCACUUUGCUGAGAUUUAGGUCAGGUUCCAUUAUUAGGGCAGUAAUUGAGACAGCAGACUAAGCAAUCAUUGACCCAUAUCGGAGCAGGGACCCAUGGGAACAGUCUGCGCAAACAGGAAAGCAGAUUCACUGUGCUGUCUGAAAGAACCAGCUGUUGCUGUAAUAAACACCCAAAAUACCCUGUUUCUACUGUGAAUGUAAAUGUGAAACGUUUUUAUAUUUCCUGCUUCACUAGAUUUUACACUAGAUUGACACAGUAAAGUUAUUUCCAACAAAGAUCUUUUUUAUUUUAUAUAGUUUUGUUUUUAACUAUUGAGCUGUGCUUUGUUCGCUUUCUGUAAUAUAAUUCCUUUUAUUUGGAACCAUGUGCGUGUAUUUUUAAUAAUUUGCUGUCAUAAGAAGUGAAUGGAUUCCAUUUGUUUUGUUUCUUUGAAAAUAAAGGUUCCAAGCAUUGACCAUGGCUUCUGAAGCAGCAGUCUCACGAUUGAGUUUCCAUUUCAGUUUGUCAGACUCACUGACAAUGGAAUACUGAUUCAAAGCUUGUUGCUUGUUAUUUAAAAAGCUGGAUUACGAUCAUGUUCAAAAUAGACACCAAUCCUACCAAUUCUGUCCCAGCCAUUGGAAAUUAGCCUCGUCAGAGCAAACAAAAUCCUGAGAUACUCUGCACCAAACCUGCUGGGCUGUACCUGUGAACUCCAGACUCCAAAUAAUCAACAAACCUUUACACUGAAUCCAGUUCGACCCCCACAGUCUUGGUAGUUGUGCCAGUUAAAUUUUAAAAUAUUUACAAGUCUCUCUUUUAAACUUAGCAAGGCCUGUACUUUGCUUGAAGCAAGUUAGCAGCAUUGUAACACACCUUAUUCCAUAAGCGCAUGUGGUGUGAGUGCUUUCAGUACAGUAGUUACAAGAAGUCAUUUUCAGGGUACACCUCACCUGAUCAGAAUAUCUAAUAGAGCAGCAGGGAAAGGACUUCCAAUUGCCUCUUGCUCAGCUGUGCUGUAGGAGUCCUUGCAGUUUGAUCCUGUCUUAAGCAGUCAUGGAUUGGAGGGUCUGAGAUGAAAUCCCAAACUCAGCCGAAGAUCGUUCUUCCUCUGACCAAUCUCAUCUCCCCACUCCCCUCUCCCCAACCUCAAGUCAUGCAACCCCAGACAGAUGGCCACGAGUGAUGUUGGCAUGGGAUUGUCUGAACUUUGAGAAUAAACAGAUAGCUCACUCUCGCUUUGUAACAAUAGCAAGAGCCCACAUCUCUAUGUCAGGACAGAGCCAGACAGAAAAGAUUGGCAUUAAAUAGGUUAAAAUUUGUAGAUUGAGUCAUUCAACAGCUAUCGAAUUGUCAAGUGGUCUCCACGUUUUCAAUCCUUCCUACUGCAGCCCACCCACUCCCAAAGAGGAGGAGCCUCAGAGGCCCGACCUGUGAACCUGACAGCGGUAAAGUUUCACUUUAAUGGUGCAACUAUCAACAGGAGUUUGGUGUUUUGGAUUUUAGUAUCUGUGUCAGCCUGGCAGGGUGGGGAGCACUCUCACCUGAGUCAGGAGGUUCCGUGGGUUCAAAUUCCCUUUCCAGGGACUCGAGCCUAAAAACCUAGGCUGGCUCCCCUGUGCAGUACUGAGGGAGUGCUGCCCUGUUGAAGGGGCAUUCUUUCAGAAGAGACAUUAAACCAAGGCACCACCUGUCCAUUCGAACUCAGGUGGACCUAAUAGAUCCCAUGGCUCUAUUUUGAAGAAGACAUGGGGAAUUCUUCCAAAUGACCCAACUAAUAUUUCUCCCUCAAUCAACAUCACCAAAAAAUAGAUCAUCAGGGUCAUUAUCACAUCGCUGUUUGCGGGAUUUUGCUGUGCACAAAUUGAUGCUCUUGCACAAAGUUUCCUACAUUACAACAGUGUCUACACUUCAAAAAUACUUCAAUUGUCUGUAAAGUGCUUUGGGACAUGCUGAGGUUGUGAAAGGCGCUAUAUAAAUGCAAGACUUUCCAUUUUUGAAUCAUGUUCUUGUGCAAUGCAAGGUUAUGCUAAUUUU
Carcharodon carcharias (great white shark) is the source of this 6582-nucleotide messenger RNA. Its product is annotated as zinc finger protein Aiolos-like. The record is from RefSeq and is a predicted model, not a curated record. The transcript is spliced from 9 exons. The coding region runs from base 80 to 1642 and encodes 520 amino acids. Lineage: Eukaryota; Metazoa; Chordata; Chondrichthyes; Lamniformes; Lamnidae. Gene Ontology annotation, molecular function: DNA-binding transcription factor activity; RNA polymerase II cis-regulatory region sequence-specific DNA binding. Gene Ontology annotation, biological process: regulation of transcription by RNA polymerase II.